Molecule: messenger RNA, 1119 nt
Organism: Morchella sextelata
Lineage: Eukaryota; Fungi; Ascomycota; Pezizomycetes; Pezizales; Morchellaceae
Exons: 4
Coding region: 1-1119 (372 amino acids)
Cellular component (GO): nucleus
Source: RefSeq, a predicted model, not a curated record
AUGCUCGCGCUCGUCGAUUACACCUCUGACAGCGAUUCUGAAUCAGAACAAAAACGGUCCACACCACCUCCCCCACCACAAUCGCAGCCACAAAGACCCGGACUUUCCGCAUUACUUCCAAAACCCAAGGGUGCACGAAAAGCUGCCGGGGGUGGUGGCGAGGAUAAUGGCCCUAAAAAAAUAAUCGUCAACCUUCCAAAACUCAAAGACAAUGAGGUCGAUGAUGGACCUCCGACGAAAAAAACCAAGAUUGGAGGGGGUUCAGGUUUGAGUUCUAUGCUACCAGCGCCGAAAAGGUCUGGAGCAGUAAUGAAGAAUGCGCCCCCACCACCACCACCUCCAACUCCUCCUCCAUCCGCUCCUUCAGUAGCUCAAGAAACACAAAACGUAGAUGAGGGAGCAACCGAAAGGGUUGAAGAGGAUAAAAAACAAUCUCUACGUGAAAAUGAGGGUGUGAAUAGAUCAACUAGAUUUGUUCCACAAUCAGUAGCUAGGAAACCUAUUCAACCUACGAGCUCGUUUAAGCACUCGGGAGCUAUUAAAGGUGCCGCAUCCAAAUCGACAUCUACAAAACAAAAGAUUUCUUUAUUUGGGGCAGGUCCAAGCCUGUCGUCUUCCACGAAAUCAAUAACAAAAUCUAUAGCCCCAGGGGAAUAUCAGCCAAUAAUGCUCACGGCCGCAACACCCGCGAAUAAACCAAAGGGAACAUCUGGUGCUCAAGAUGAAAACCCCUACUUUGAAGAGACAAAUGGGGCCAUAGAUCCUGAACCAAAUUCAGUCGGCACCAGUGUCGAAAAUGCACCACAAGACCUAGAGACAGUUGCACGAGAAGCUGGCCUAGAUGACGCUGCAAUGCGCCAGCUCUAUGGCCGACGAGGCCGCGGAAAUGCCCCCAUCAAUAUCACCAAUUACAGUGUGGAUCAGGAAUAUAAUAAUAAUGAACUUAGCAGGUCAAUGGGGUUGCUAGAAGAAGUAAAACCUGUCAGAAGCAUUGCUCCAGGGAAACACCAACUUUCCUCAUUACUCAAUGCCGCACAAUCGCAAAGGGGUGCUUUGGAAGACGCUUUUGCCCAAGGGAAGAGGAACAAGAAAGAGGCUGGCUCCAAAUAUGGAUGGUAA